Messenger RNA from Microthlaspi erraticum, 1095 nucleotides. NCBI's taxonomy places the organism in Eukaryota, Viridiplantae, Streptophyta, Magnoliopsida, Brassicales, Brassicaceae. The record is from the annotation of a GenBank genome assembly.
AUGCAGAGAUUAGCUCCAUUGAUGGAAGAACCAACGGAUCAAGAAGAACAAGAAGAAGAAAGAGGAGGAAGAUCAACGAGAUCGAAGUCAUGGAAAAAAUGGAUAAAGGCACAAUUGCAGUCCAUGGUCUUUCACAAAAAAACAGAUAUGAAGGUGCUUCUGAGUGUUCUUGGAUGUCCUCUCUUCCCUGUCCCUCCUCUCUCCAAAGUCUCUCUUCAACAGGUAUCAUCAUCAGCACAAUACAUAAUACAACAUUUCGCCGCAGCAACGGGAUGCAAAAAACUCGCAAGCGAAAUUAAAAAUACUUUUGUGACCGGAAAAAUUACAAUGACUAUGGUGGAUGAUCUUACUGGCUCAGCCGCAGUUGGUAGUGCGUCGUCUGUGUCACAUAAAGGAUGCUUCGUCAUGUGGCAAAUGCUACCAGAAAAAUGGCUCAUCGAACUUGUUAGCGGCGGCCAUAAAGUUUCAGCCGGAAGUGAUGGAGAAAUCGCUUGGCGCUAUACACCAUGGCUCGGUGAUCACGCUGCUAAAGGCGCUAUGCGGCCUUUGCGACGUGUUCUACAAGGAUUGGAUCCUCUAACGAUAUCAUCAGUAUUUUCAUCGGCACAAUUCGUCGGAGAGAAAGAAAUCAAUGGGAAGGAUUGUUUCGUUCUCAAGUUAUCGACCGACCAGAUUGAUUUAUCACGACGCAGCGACUCUACUGCUGAGAUGAUCAAACACGUUGCCUUUGGUUACUUCAGCCAGAAAAGUGGCCUCUUAAUUUGCCUUGAAGACUCUUCCUUAACCAGGAUUCAGGCACCGGGGACUCUUCCGACAUACUGGGAGACCUCAAUGUCGUCAUGGAUGGAGGAUUACAAGGCAAUCGAAGGUAGUGAAGUUGUGAUCGCUCACUCGGGUAAAACAGAUGUUUUGAUAUCGAGAUUUGGAGAGACUCUCAAAGGAGGAAUCUCUGUGACUCGAAUGGAGGAGAGAUGGACCAUAGACGAUGUUGCAUUCGACGUGCCUGGCCUCUCCGUCGAUUGUUUUAUCCCUCCUAAAGAGAUGAAGAUGGAGUUUCAACACCAAGAAGCUCAAAAACAUUUACCAACUUAUUAG